CAGAGUUCAUUCAGAUCGGUUCAGCUGGUGACCGAGGAGACUACUGUACACCUGGAAGGUUCUAGCUCUCACUCUUUCCUACAAGCUGCACACUUGUAGUAUUUUGUUUGGGAAUCGGUCUUGAACGAAUCUUUAUUGUCUAUCUCACAUGAAACCAAACGAGGUUUGGUGAAAUAUAGCAGCAUGAAGUCUGUCUUUUGUCUCCUAGUGCUUCUUCCAGCCGUCUUCAGUCUUACAUACACACCGGGGACAGAUACAUGUAAAGACAGAUGUAUUGAUCACUACGACCUGUAUAACUUAUGCCAAUGCACAGAGAACUGUGAAUUAUUCGGCGAUUGCUGUCUAGAUUUCUACGUUCACUGCGUCGAUCCACCAGUAGAUGAAGAUUCAUGUGAGGGACUGUGUGGUCUAUUCACAUCAGGAAAACCUUGCCAAUGCAACGACGGAUGUCUCGACUUUGGUGACUGUUGCGAUGACUACGACCAAUUUUGUGGUGGUGGUGGCGUAGAUCCCGAUUCAUCAUGCAAAGAUCGAUGUGGUAUUGGCUAUGACCCUGCUUUGACUUGUCAAUGUAACGACGAAUGCGAGUCGUAUAGCAAUUGUUGUGACGAUUACAAUGAGCAGUGUGUUGGGGUAGACCCAGACUUGACCUGCGUGGAUCGAUGUGGUAAUGGCUAUGACCCCGGUUUGCCCUGCCAAUGUAACGACCAGUGCGACCAAUUUGGCAACUGUUGUGACGAUUAUCAAGAUGAAUGUCUUCUAAAUGAUAAUUACUGUAAGGGUAGGUGUGAUACGGACUAUGACAGUGCUUUACCAUGUCAAUGUAACCUAGAGUGUCCCAACUAUGGUAACUGCUGCCCAGACUUCGACACGGAAUGUACAGCAUCUUGUGACGAACGCUGCGAUGACCCUUUUGAUAGCAACCAACCAUGUCAAUGUAACACUGCUUGUACAUCAAAAUCAGACUGCUGCCCAGAUUACAAUGAAAUCUGCCUUAACGGAACUGGACCUGUACCAAUCACUGAAGCAGAUAUCACUGAAUUAGCUGAAUCCUUGUGGACCCUUGAUGUCAAUAGGCUAAGCCCUGUAAACGAUUACGUCAUCAACAAACAAGCUCAAGUUGGAGAUGGUGACGAUGUUGAUAUGUCACCUGAUCCAUUUUUCACGAGCGUGAACGAGUCAGCUCUCUCUAGUCGCACCUACCAGGCGUUUAUUGCCCUUAUGGAUAACUACAUCUCUGAUACGCAAGCUUUUGAGAUUUACACUUUGGAAGAACUUGCCGAGAUCGAAGAGUUCCUCGACGCAAUCUUCGAAUCUGACGUCAUGUCAACAACCACGCAGUUCUUCAUCGACAAGGGUUGGUAUGAAAAUGAAGCCGAAUAUCGAGAAUGGGCCAAAGAAGUGUGGUUCGGUAACUACAGCAGAAAGCAAAGUGAUCAGAAUUUCGGUUCGUCAGGAUUUGAACACGUGUUUCUUGGUGAGACCAGAAGUAGUGGCGUGACGGGUUUCCAUAACUGGCUUCAGUUUUACUUCCAAGAAAAGGCGGGAGAUCUGGAGUAUUAUGGCUACGUGCGUGAGAACGAACCUAACCAGAAGGGACUUGCAUUCGUCUGGAAGAACGUCAAAAAGGAUUUUGGUUCUAUGAUAAUCGGUUCCAGUCCCGAAUUUGAAUUUGCCAUGUUUAGUGUCUGCUUCCGGGUCAAGGGAGGAGCCCAGUGCCCCUUCACACUUGACGGGUCGCCCACAAGGAUCCAGACUUACAACAUCCGGGAGAUCUACAUAGGAUCUGCUUACUUUAUCGUUUAGCUCAGAUUCUGGUGGUUAGCAGAUAACGUCAAAUAGAGGUGUCGUGGUUCAUUCAUUUGACUCACAGUCCAAGGUUUGAGGGAUCGAAUCACUCAAAAAUAAACUCUAAAUGUUAUAAUUAUUACUAUAUGAUCAUCUUUAUUAUUUAUAUUAUUAUUAUUACCAUUAUUCACAUUAUAAUUGUUAUUUUAAUCACAAUUAUCAUCAUCAUCGCUACAAUUACUAUUAUUAUAAUGUUUUUUUUUUCAUUAUUAUCUCUAUUAUUGUCGUAACGCAGCGGAUAGGACAGUCUUUAGUAGGCGUUAUAUUGGGGAUCCUGUGCAGUAGAAACUAAUCCAUGAUCCUAUUUCUUGAAACUUCUUAUCAAUAAAAAAAAUGCUCAAAUUAUAUAACAAAUUAGCUCUCAGUCACCCAGAUGCCAGUAGCUUAUAAAAGUUAUUAUUUUUACAACUUGUUAUUGAUAACAACUUGUUGAAUCAGGGCCCAGAUCCACUCGAAAAUAGUGACUCUUUUCAGAAUGGGUUCAAUUAUUUUCAGCGUGAGAGUGGAUUGAUUAAUCCCAAUAAAAAAAGUCUCUCUCUUUCUCUCUUUCUUUUUCUAAUGACAAAUUAUAUGUUAAACUAUGGACCUUAACGUGGCUUGUAAUGAUGGGUGGAUUUUCUAUGCACAUAAAGUUAUACUGUGUUAUUAUGCAAAUGAAGACAUGAGAAUUAUCAUGAAUUUGUACUUAUGUUAUUAUGAAAAUGUGUCGUUCUUUUAUAUUAAUGUUUGCAAAUUGUUUUAUCAGUAAUUUACAGCACACUGGUAAUAUAUAUUCCGCGAUUAUAACAAUAAGCUGAUGAUUGAAUACAAUGACUGCAUGGAUAAAGUUCUUUAAAGUGGUAUUAAAACAUAUAUAAAUCCGAA
Molecule: messenger RNA, 2712 nt
Organism: Strongylocentrotus purpuratus (purple sea urchin)
Lineage: Eukaryota; Metazoa; Echinodermata; Echinoidea; Camarodonta; Strongylocentrotidae
Product: poly(U)-specific endoribonuclease
Exons: 12
Coding region: 184-1806 (540 amino acids)
Molecular function (GO): RNA endonuclease activity
Source: RefSeq, a predicted model, not a curated record